Molecule: messenger RNA, 1143 nt
Organism: Lycium ferocissimum
Lineage: Eukaryota; Viridiplantae; Streptophyta; Magnoliopsida; Solanales; Solanaceae
Exons: 4
Coding region: 1-1143 (380 amino acids)
Source: RefSeq, a predicted model, not a curated record
AUGGGGAGAUAUCUGUCUAAUGAGGAACGAUUUGCUCUGGCCACUAAGUUUAAGAAGAUUGAGCUAGGCACUAUGUUCGUUCGUGAGUAUAGUUUGAAGUUUACUCGUCUUGUGAGGUUAAUACCACGUAUUAUGUCUGCAUGUGCUGCUGCGGCUAUGUCUCUUACUGGUACACUUUUUCCUUGGUUGGGUUCGUGGAACAACAAGAGAAUUAGAAGAGUGAGGAGAAAUUACAAAGGGAAAAAACAAGGUCAGGGAAACAACAAUCAGAGCAGAUUUUCGCAAUGUAACACCCAACAUUCAUCUGGAUGGAAGGAUCAUAUUUGUCAUUAUUGUUGUACAAGGGUUCAUAUCAAUAGAGAUUGUAUGAAGUGGUUUCAUGAAAUGGCUAACUCUUCUGGCCAGAGAAAUAAUUCAUCUGCUCCUGUUGCUGCUAAGAAUCCACCGCCUGGUAAUCCUAAUAAGACUCCUAAUGCUCGUGGUAAUGGGACUGGCUCAAAUCUUUCUUAUGUGUCACCAUAUUUUUCUCUUGAUUUUGGGGUGGAGCCUGAACUACUGUUAGAAUCCUUCUAUGUGGAUACCCUUGCUGGUGUUCCCGUUAUUGCAUCUACAGUUUAUAGAAACUGUGCAGUUGUAAUUAAAAAUCGUCAGACUAUAGCUGACUUGUUUAAACUAGAGAUGGUAGAUUUUGAUGUGAUUAUAGGUAUGGAUUGGUUGUCUGAGAGUUAUGAAAAUGUGGAUUGCCGACAUAAAUUUGUUCGGUUUAAAUUCCAUAAUGAACUACUUAUUGUGUGGAAAGGUGAAAUUGCUAAGCCUCGAGGUAUGUUUAUUUCUUAUCUUAAGGCUCAUAAAAUGAUCUCGAAAGGAUGUAUUUAUCAUCUAGUUGUUAUCAACGAUACUCAACCCGUAGUACCCGAAUUUGAGUUUGUUCCUAUAGUUAAUGAAUUUCCCGGAGUGUUUCCAGAAGACCUUCCGGGCAUUCCGCCUGAUAGAGUUAUUGAUUUCGGAAUUGAUAUUAUUUUUGAUACUCAAUCCAUCUCUGUUCCACCAUAUCGGAUGGCUCCGGCAGAGCUAAGAGAAUUGAACGAUCAGUUGAAGGACUUGUUAGAUAAAGGUUUUAUUCGACUAAGUACCUCACCUUAG